This is a messenger RNA of Magallana angulata, 3221 nucleotides long. Its product is annotated as proteoglycan 4-like. Lineage: Eukaryota; Metazoa; Mollusca; Bivalvia; Ostreida; Ostreidae. Bases 287 to 2917 code for a protein of 876 amino acids. The transcript has 11 exons. The record is from RefSeq and is a predicted model, not a curated record.
UCUACUUUAUCGGGACACCGCCUACAGGUGCCCCUUUAAGUCACGUGACAUCCACGAAAAAUUCGCCAUUUUUGUUGUGGUUCGCCAGAAAACAAUAACCUGAGCAUGAUACGCUGACAGGAACGAGGGAUCAUGAAAUCUGACAUUCACUGAGAGUAUACAUGUAUAUCCUGAGCAUAAUUACUUCAGUGAGAGUACAUAGCUCAGUGGAUGCAGGAUGACCGAGGAAAGCAGUCGGCACCAUUUAUAACAGUAUUACAUUAUUUGAAGAAGAAAAUUAAAUGCCAUGGCCUCCAGCUCUGAAGAUAUUUCUGGGGCCUCUGCCACACAAACAGCUGUGACAGAGGAUGAGCAAAAAGACAAAAAGAAGAAAUUUCGUCCCCUGGAAAAAAUGAGAAAAUUCUUCAAAAGCUCCAAAAAGUCAUCAAAAACUAAGGACUCGGAUAAAGCCAAAUCUACAGGAGCUCUACACAAGGAGGCAGAGCAGAGUGAGGACGAUGAUGACGGAGGGUUUGCUCGGCUACCAAUGGGAGGAACUCGCAGUAUUUCAGAGGACAGUGUCUUCAAACCUGAGCAAAAGGAAGGGGGCCUGGAUCCCUUGAGACAAACAGCAAUAUCCAUGGAGCAAGUCAAUCAACAGUUCAAGAGCGAGUUGUUCAGUAAGCUUAAGCGGAGAACCCUGAGUCACUCAGACGAGGAUGACGGCCUUCCACAGAGUCCAGCGCCACAUGUCACCACAGCUGACCUUAUUCUGGGUGGUGGUCUCAAGUCCACCUCCACGGGGAAAUCUACAAGUCGUGAAAGUGACAAGAGUCUACUCAGCGUGGACGGGUCCGAAAAUGAAGAGGAGGAUUUGUUUGCAUCAGACUGGAAAUCUUCUGUAGCAUCAGUGAAAAGUCCUGACGACAAUUCCACUUCAAAAGAACCCAGCAGUAUGGAUUUUGAUUUUGCCGCCGUCAAAAGAGAUACGCAAACUUUAACAAGUGACGCAGCUAAACACAGGAUUUCUGUGAAACCCAAGUCUCGGAAGAGUUCUAUGGUACAGUCUCGGAGGGUGGCAGAUAGAGCUACAGUACCUCACCUCCCCAGAGUUACGGAGGAGCCUACAAAACAAUCUGAAGACUCUAUUCCCCCUCAGGACCACAGGACCAGUAUAAAAGUCACUGCUCAACCAAUAGUAGACGAAUUGCCUAAAGACACUAAAGUUGAGUCCACUACAGCAACAGGGAGAGAGAGGAAGUCCUCUGUGGGAAAGAGUGAGCCCCAAAAGUCUGUGGAUAAAGAUAAUGGUAACAAGGAGAAAUCCCAGUUGUUCACUAGAAACAUUUCUGUGAAGGAUAAAGACUCUGAAAAAAUAGCAGAGAGAAAGAGUGACCCUGUGUUAAAUGUGGAAGAAGUCAAAACUGUGAAACCGAGACCGAAGAGUCUCGUGGAUGUAGAGCCGGUCGAGAGUAGGGGAGAGGCUAAUGAGUUGUCCAAGGCAUUCAAGAGAAUGUCCCUUAGGAGGGAGGUUGUUUCCCCUGUGGAGACCUUUGGUAAGACAGCAGUGGAGCCAGUAAAAGAGGUGAAAGAGAUCAAUGUUAGUGGUGCUGCAACUUCUGAGCCAAAAACAGCCAAGGUGCCAGUUAAAACAGAACAGCAGACAACGAAAGCAGUAGAGACAAAAUCUCCGACAUCACCAACAUCAAAGAAUGUGCCUACAACAGGAAAGACAACUUAUGUCCUGAAGAAAGAACCCUUAAGAGCCUCGUCAUCUACGUCAAGAACAUCUGACUAUGAAAAUUUACAGAAUGUGAAAUUUAAUAAAAUUGAAACAUCUCCAUCCUCAGAUUAUGAGAACUUCCCGCUAGGGGGACUGAAAUCUGAGAAGUCUGAGUUGUCUUCUCCUGAGCCCGACUAUGACAAUUUACCUCCUACAGCCUACCUUGUUUCGCCAACUGCAGAGAAAAUCUUGCCAAAGGAAGUCGACAGUGCUUCCAAACCGAAAACCUCCAGCAUGCCUCAAAAGCUGUCUUCUCCUCGGGAGGAAUACAAAUUGAAGAGACAGCCAAGAAGUAGAACAUUGCCAGAACAGCCAGUUUCUAGAGAGAUUUUAGAUUCUAAAUCAACGGGAGCUCCAAAGGAAAUUAUGGAUUCUAAGGCUUUUAAUGUCGGUGAUACUUCAGUUACUCCUAGUAAGAGAACUCCUAGUAAAACAAACUCUUUCAAAGAGAACAAUAACAGUGUACUAAAUAGAUUCUCUGGAAGCUUAAAUUCUUCACUCUCGGAAAAAACUGCUGAAAACAAGAUUGAUAUUGAAUCCACUGCCAAAAAAGUAGAACCACAACGCACGUCUUUAAAAGCUGGAUCUGGUGUGUCUACGACUCCUAGCUGGGUGAAAUCACAACCGAGCGAGGAGGUAAAUAAACACACUGGUAGUGAACAAACAACACCGAGUGUGGUUAAGUCUGAUUCCCAAGACAAGCCGAAGUUUGGACAGCUGAGACCUGUGAGUACCAACAAGCCUAAAGAAAAAGAAACACCAGAACCAAGCACGAAAAAACCUACUCAAGAGAUGAAGAAAGAGCCGGAUCUUUCACAGAAACCUCCACUGGCAACCAAACCUGCAGAAUUAAGAUCUUCCACUCUGGACAGGAAGGCUGUGUUUGAGAAUUCUUCCUCCUCAACGCCAUCUCCCACUGUUCCCGCAUGGAAAGCAAACUUGCCACCAAAGCGAGGGUCCGUUAUUAAGGAUAAAGAAGUCAAGAUAGAGAUUAUUGAGAAAGACAAGAUACCUGCAAAGGUAGAGGAACAGAAGAAGACUCCAUCCGUGCAGUUGAGAGGAAAACCUCCUUGUGCAGAGGAGUCAAAAGCGGGCCGAAAGUCUGGCAAUGUCUUGGAUAUGGUGAAGAACUUUCAGAGCAUGCAGGCCACGUAGAAAAGCAGAACAGUUAGAAAUCUGCGUCCUGUUCACUUAGUGCCAACUCUACAGCAAGAGACCAAGCAUUUAGUGGGUUGAUAUGUGCCUUGUGUAGACAGAUUGCAAUGACACAACAAGCUAAAUUGUGAAUCGACUCAAAAAAGUUUUACAUUUGCUUUGUACAGAAAAAUAUGUUUAUUAGCUAAGGGUUAGCUAUUUUUUUUAGAGCAAGAGAAAGAGGGUGAGAAUGCAAAAAGCUAAUCAAAAGAGUUGCUUGCUGGAAGGUUUUUAACAACAGCUAGGGCAAUUUCCCCCCCCCCCC